GCCACCUGCCACUGACCCCGGGCCUGUGGCUGUGACUGCGACGGCGAAUGCGACGGCGACUGCGACUGCGCCCGGCCCAAGGCCUUCUUCCUCCUCUCAACCGACUCUUGGGGAGCGCUGACCGCCUUUGGACUUUGUUCUGACCUCAUCCCUCCCCGUGUAUGAUUUGAAGGAGCUGCAGGGACAAGCAGCAGUAGAUACCAUACUGCUAUGAAUGCACACCCCCGAUCCCAUCAACGCCCUGGAAUCCAACGCCAUUUGCACUACGGAUACGGACCGGGUCCAGAGACCAGCAAGGCCAGUCGCAGGUAAGCAGAGCCCCUUGUGCGCCGUACGUGCUUGAGUACGGAGUACCGAGUACAGCACGGUGGCCCAGUGCAGGCAUGAUGCAGUGCACUGCAGUGCCGUGCAAUGCCGUGCAAGUGACGGACCAAACCCCAGGCAACUUCCAAGGGAGGGAGUCAGUCGGUCGGUCGGUCGGUCAGUCAGUCUUCUGUGCUGCUCGCCAACUUUCCGCCCGCGUCACCUCCUGUCAGCCUUCACUGUAUUACCUACGCCCGCGCCCGCACUGUCACUGCCGUGCCCCCUCCGAGACACCUUCUUUUCCCUUCAUGAGCGCAUGCCUGCUUCACCAGUUCGCCUCUCUGCAGCCAAGCACUUUACUGGGCAGCGGUAGCAGCAGCAGCAGACCUCAAACUGUCUCUGCCCUUCCCCUUCUGCCGCCGAGUCCUCUUUUUUUUUUUGUUCUUCUUUUUUUUUAACAAAAAAACAAACAAACAACAAAUCUUGUUGUUUUGCCCUGUUGGGGACUCUGGCGUUUUACUAAGCGCUCCACCAGACCCGUCGAUAGACUAUCUUUGUUAUCCAAAGAUUCUGCCGCCUCACAUCCAUCAACGGAACGUGGAUCACAGACUUGCCUGCCCACCCAGCGACAGCCUUCGUCCCACGGCCUCCCGUAAUCCUUCGCCCCGGAGCUGCACAGGCAGCUCCCUUUCACAACGUCUUCCACCAUCAAGAAACGGAAGAUGUCCCGUCCAGAGGAUCUCCCCCGAUCGGCAUCCCCCUUGAAGCGCAGAGCCCCCAGCCUGCCCCCCGACGAAAGCCCUGCCGCGAACGCCGACGCGACCGAAGAUGUUGACAUGAUACCCCUUCCCGCCACCAGCGACGACGUUUCCAUGGCCGACGGCGAACCUGCUAGCGACAUAGACCAAGGCGCACAAGAGGGGCACCCUGACAAUCCCGUGGGCGCGGCGCAAGACUCGCCGGGGCGCUCGAGUGGUGUGGACGUGGAUCGUGCAAGCCUUGAGGAGACGCAAGCUGGGUCUGAGCGCGAUGAGGAGGACGUGCAUGCCGCCGGCGCUGCCCUCGUCGACGACACGCAAGGCCAAGACCAAGACCCCGGAGCAGACGGUGGGAACGUCUCUGCCGGCCGCAAAGCCCAGGGCCAGAAGGCACUCAGCUCUAACUCUGAAGAUGCCGCUGACUCUGACGCCAAGACUGUGGACACCGUUGCCACCAGCGCUUCCGCCGAACCUCUAAAUCAGUCACCCUCCCCCGCAGACGGGUCUCUGGAACCCGCGAUCAGUAAAAAGGUCAAAGGGAAUCGCAGCGGCCGCAACAGCCCUGCCCCACUCAGCCUGGGCACGCGGGGCCGACAGGGAGACCGUGUGAUGGGGCAGACUGGGCUGAACAAUCUGGGGAACACGUGCUACAUGAAUUCGGCGCUCCAGUGCAUCCGGAGUGUCGAGGAACUUACCAAGUACUUCCUGGCGAACGAGCACGAUGAGGAGAUGAACUUCGACAAUCCCUUGGGUCACAAUGGUGCUAUUGCUCGCGCCUAUGGGUUCCUCCUCAAGCAGAUCUACAAGAACCCUCCACCCUCAAAUGUCGCGCCAAGGUCGUUCAAGGAAGUCGUUGGCCGCUGUGCGCCUCAGUUCUCCGGUUGGGGACAACAAGAUACUCAGGAGUUCCUGGGAUUCCUGCUCGAUGGGCUUCAGGAAGACCUCAACCGGAUCAAGAAGAAGCCCUACAUCCCCAAACCAGAUUCUACGGACGAAAUGGUCAACGACCAAGAAGCGAUUCGUGGGCUCGCCGCCCAGGUCUGGGAUAUCCACAAGCAACGGGACGACUCCAUCAUCAGCGACCUUUUCACGGGUCUGUACAAGUCGACUCUCGUAUGUCCCGAAUGUGCCAAGGUCAGCAUCACGUUUGACCCAUUCACCAACCUGACGCUGCCACUGCCCAUACAAAACGUCUGGAGCCGGAAAGUGAAGUUCUUUCCUCUGAAUGAUGUACCUGUGUUCCUUAAUGUUGAAAUCGACAAGACCGCUAGCAUCAAGGCAUUGAAGGACUUUAUUGCGGUUCGUGUCGGGGUUCCCUCUGAGCGCAUGAUCGGGGCAGAAGAGUACAAGGACAAGUUUUUCAAGGUGUACGAAGACGAUUCGCAAGCAUCGCAGGAGAUCACGAGGGACGAUAUUCCUGCCUUCUACGAGCUUGAGAGUCAGCCGACCAACACCAAACCCAAGACAAAGAAGAAGACGAAGAGCUAUUACUCAUCCUACGACAAAGAGGAGAUUCCCCACUGGGACGAUCCGUCGGCCGCGAGGAUGGUGGUCCCAGUGCUGCACAGGCUCAACCCUCGGUCCAACAAGGAGUCAAGAAUCCAAUCUGCCAAGAACUCGGAGAACAUCUCACCCCCACAUUUCAUCGUGCUGGAACCAGAAGAGGCUCAAGAUGAGGACAUCAUCCGCCGCAAAAUCCUGGAGAAGGUUGCUACGUUUACGACAUGGCCUGCUCUGUCUGGACAGCAUCAAAUUGACACGACAGGGCACACUGAUUCUGAUUCAACCCUGGUUACUACCUCAGACGUAGACUCAUCUGUCGAUGCCACAGUUACUGCACAGUCGGUGGAGGGUGAGGACGACUUGGUGGAUGUCUCGAUGCAAGACACCAUUCAAGGUGACGCCACGUCUCAACAAGGCGCAGAGAAAUCUCACGGACUCCUCAGAAAAUUCAAUUCCAGACGUCCAGACUGGAUCAAGCGUGAAGUGUUUCUCGAUGGACAGCUUCAGAAUCUUUUCGACAUGAGUUAUUUCUCUGAAGAUACACUAGUCCCCACCGGAUGGAACGCUGUUGGGUCGAAUGGAGACCGACUAUUUCCCAGACUCGAUGCCAGGAAGCCCCGCCCUAACUCGCCCUCACCGAGUGACGAGGAAAUGCCCAGUCCUUCCGGAUCCGGGACUGCGUCCGAGGACAGCGGAACCGAGGAGAGCGGGAGCGGUGAUGUCCCCGAGACCGGAGCACAGACCCGGAUGGCCGACGAACCAAGUGAGGAGGAAAGCGAUUCCAGCCUUCCGGAUCUUCAGGCAUGUUAUAAACCGACUUGGACCUUCCCAUCCGCUGCAACAGUGCCUAAUGACGUGCAGGACAUCAACAACAAGACCCCGAAUCUGCCCCUCAGACCACAGGACUCGAAGCUUAGAGGAGGGAAGCCCGGAUCCAAGAAGAAAGUCAAAGGCCACAAGACUUACUCCAAAAAGGGCAUGAAGCGUUGGAAGCAGCAGCAGCAGCAACAGCAGGCUGCCCGUCAGGCCUACAAGCGUAACAGCUUCCAAGACGAGGAUCCCGAAUGGGGCUCGAAAGUGGACGGUGGUCCUUUAGUCCGCCUCGGCGAGGGCAUCUUGGUUGACUGGGAUCCUGCCGCAUGGGACGUCGCGUUUGGUGGCCAAGAGGCAGGCGGCGAUGCUAGGUCAACGGCCACAGGCAGCCCGACGUUUUUAGACCUGGAUGUCCUCAAGGACCCGCAACUCGAGGCUAAGAGUCGAGCCCGGAGGACCCGGGCGAACAGGGGCAUUAGCCUGGACGACUGCCUGAAGGAGUUCGAGAAGGACGAGAUUCUGUCAGAGGAUGACAAAUGGUAUUGUCCCAGAUGUAAAGAACAUCGACGCGCGGCCAAGAAGUUCGACCUCUGGAAGACGCCGGACAUUCUCAUUGUCCAUCUCAAACGUUUCAGCAGCAGCGGGACCCGUCGCGACAAGAUCGAUGUGGUGGUCGACUUCCCAAUCGAAGGUCUUGACAUCACCCAGAGAGUGCUGGAGAGGGAAGACGGCAAGCAGGAGAUAUAUGAUCUCAUCGCCAUUGAUGACCACAUGGGCGGCCUGGGAGGCGGCCACUACACAGCUUUCGCCAAGAACUUCGUGAACAAGGAGUGGUAUAAAUUUGACGACUCGUUCGCCACUCCUGUGAAGAACCCUGAGAGCAUGAUCACAUCCCACGCAUAUUUACUGUUCUAUCGCCGACGCAGCGACCGUGUGCUUGGUGGCCCCAAGUUUGACGAGAUCUUGCGCCGUUUUGACACGCCCGAGGAAGAGGACGACGACGAUGCCGCCGUCAACAGCCAGGGCUCAGAGUCCCGCUAGUCCCCCGGGAGCCAGUGUUACAGCUUGACAGUGAGACUGUUAAAAGAAUCUGGGCGACUUGUUUCCCGGCUCCAGGGCAUGCGGUUGUCGUCUAGACCACCCUCUGCAGCUGUGUAGGAGAUGAGCCCCACGCGCCAGUCUGGGAGACGGUGGCCGAGGGCCUGUCUGCCUCUGUCUGGCGAGGAUCCAAUGGUCAAAGAAACGUAUUACGAAAAGCCAUCUUUCAAACAAAAUGUUCCCGGUCUGCACUAGCAUAUUGCGCGCACAGGAACCAAGCCUGUUGCUUCAUGCGCAGACUGACAGACGUUACUCCCUAGACAAAGCGGAGCAUGUGGACAUCGGUAGACUAGAGGAAUUAGCAUUCCAUAGAGCAUAAGAUUUACUGUAAAAAUGACCCUCUGAACGGAUGGUUCAGUGGGAAUUGUUCAUAUGUCCCAUGUGCACGCGAGGCUGAUCAAUCUGCAGCAAUUUUACCGCGUGGGGCAUUGAUGGCGUUGCCACUAUCACGACCUCCCACUUCCCAAUCAUCAGGGCUGCCAGUCUCAUGCGGUCGGUUUGAAAAAGCUCUCUCCUCCUCUCCUUCUCACUCGCCAGUCUGGUUGCACCCGGCGCGCGUUGCCUGGUUCUGGUCCCUUGAGGCUCCGCACGGAGGCGCGUCUGUGCCAUCCGUAAUGAGGCGAACAUCCUUCUGUGCGGAGGGGUAGUCCAGACCACAUCCCCUCCAUAUUGGCUUGCAUAUUUUCCCAGUGGCUACUUACUGCCUUGCUCCCUCCGCAGGGACAAUGAUGGCGCGGCAUGCAAUCAUUGCGCUCAACCCCCUCCUACAAAUUAUGCUUCCGGGUCGGAGGGACGGGGCGGGAGGAUAAUGCUUUCCCGGCUUGAAUCUGGACCCCAACAAAAGGUAGAUAGAUACACCAUGUAGAUAGACGAUAAGCUGGUAGCUCGCUGUUAUGUAUCAACCCCCUUCUGCCCAUUCCCAUCCCGCCCAACCCAACCACCCCCCCUCCGGGGGGAGGGAGCAAAAACUUCAAGUCUC
Molecule: messenger RNA, 5454 nt
Organism: Diaporthe batatas
Lineage: Eukaryota; Fungi; Ascomycota; Sordariomycetes; Diaporthales; Diaporthaceae
Exons: 4
Coding region: 1026-4418 (1130 amino acids)
Biological process (GO): protein deubiquitination
Molecular function (GO): cysteine-type deubiquitinase activity
Source: RefSeq, a predicted model, not a curated record